UGUCGCGUGCGGUCUGGUGUUUACUCUCUUACUUGAACCCAAGACGAGACUACUGUCACCAUGUCUAAACCACUGUCAGACCACGACAGGAAAAAGCAGAUUUCUGUGAAGGGGCUCGCCGGUGUGGAGAAUGUGGCAGACCUAAAGAAAAACUAUAAUCGCCAUCUGCAUUUCACGCUGGUGAAGGACAGGAACGUAUCCACCAAACGGGAUUAUUACUUUGCGCUCGCGCACACAGUCAGAGACCACUUGGUAGGCAGAUGGAUCAGAACACAGCAGAGUUAUUACGAGAAAGACCCCAAACGUGUUUACUACCUCUCCCUGGAGUUCUACAUGGGCCGUACCUUGCAGAACACUAUGGUGAACCUGGCACUGGAGAACGCUUGUGAUGAAGCCAUGUAUCAGCUGGGUCUGGAUAUGGAGGAGCUGCAGGAGAUGGAGGAAGAUGCUGGACUGGGAAAUGGAGGCCUUGGUCGUCUUGCUGCUUGCUUCCUGGACUCUAUGGCUUCUCUUGGCCUGGCUGCCUACGGUUAUGGCAUCCGCUAUGAGUUUGGUAUCUUCAACCAGAAAAUCUCCAGUGGCUGGCAGGUGGAAGAGGCAGAUGACUGGCUCCGCUAUGGUAACCCAUGGGAGAAAGCACGUCCAGAAUAUAUGCGCCCUGUGCACUUUUAUGGUAGGACAGAGCAUCACCCAGAUGGAGUGAAAUGGGUGGAUACUCAGGUUGUCUUAGCUUUGCCUUAUGACACCCCUGUACCCGGAUACAGAAACAACAUUGUAAACACCAUGAGGCUGUGGUCUGCCAAGGCCCCUUGCGAGUUCAACCUGAAAGACUUUAAUGUCGGUGGCUACAUUCAGGCCGUGCUGGACAGGAACCUGGCAGAGAACAUCUCUCGUGUGCUCUACCCCAAUGACAACUUUUUUGAGGGUAAGGAGCUCAGAUUGAAGCAGGAGUACUUUGUAGUGGCUGCGACUCUCCAAGACAUCAUCCGCCGCUUCAAGGCCUCCAAGUUCGGCUCCAGGGAUAUCGUGCGCACAGACUUCAGCACUCUGCCUGACAAGGUGGCCAUUCAGCUGAACGACACUCACCCUGCAUUAGCUAUCCCGGAGCUGAUGAGAGUGCUGGUUGACGAAGAGAAACUACCAUGGGACAAGGCAUGGGACAUCUGUAUCAAGACCUGCGCCUACACCAAUCACACUGUGCUGCCUGAGGCUCUGGAACGCUGGCCUAUCGACCUCUUCCAGACCCUGCUGCCACGGCACCUCGAGAUCAUCUACGAAAUAAAUCGCCGCCAUGUGGAGCGCGUGUCCUCUCUUUACCCCGGUGAUAUGGACCGCUUGCGCCGCAUGUCUCUCAUUGAGGAGGGCGGACAGAAGAGAGUCAACAUGGCUCAUCUGUGCAUCGUCGGCUCUCAUGCAGUCAACGGUGUGGCACGAAUCCACUCGGACAUCCUCAAAGCUACCGUAUUCAAAGACUUCUAUGAGAUGGACCCACACAAGUUCCAGAACAAAACCAAUGGUAUCACCCCUCGCCGUUGGUUGGUGAUGUGCAACCCUGGUCUGGCUGAGGUCAUUGCAGAGAGAAUCGGAGAGGACUUCAUCCGCGACCUGGAUCAACUGAAAAAGCUUCGUGAUUUUGUCAAUGAUGAGGCUUUUAUUCGAGAUGUCGCCAAAGUUAAACAGGAGAACAAGAUGAAGUUCGCUGUGCACCUGGAAGAGCACUACAAAGUAAAGAUCAACCCCAACUCAAUGUUUGACAUUCAGGUGAAGAGAAUCCAUGAGUAUAAGAGGCAGCUGCUCAACUGUCUGCACAUUAUCACUUUCUACAACCGCAUCAAGAAAGAGCCUAACAAGCAGUGGACCCCAAGAACAAUUAUGAUUGGAGGAAAGGCUGCUCCAGGCUACCACACAGCUAAAAUGAUCAUUCGUCUCAUCACAGCUAUUGGUGAGGUGGUCAACAAUGACCCUGUAGUGGGCGACCGCCUCAAAGUCAUUUUCCUGGAGAACUACAGAGUCACUCUUGCUGAAAAAGCGAUCCCUGCGGCUGACCUGUCCGAGCAGAUCUCCACAGCCGGCACUGAAGCUUCUGGAACAGGCAACAUGAAGUUCAUGCUGAACGGAGCUCUGACCAUCGGCACCAUGGAUGGAGCCAAUGUGGAGAUGGCAGAGGAAGCAGGAGAAGACAACUUCUUCAUCUUUGGCAUGAGAGUGGAGGACGUAGACACUAUGGAUGCUAAAGGAUACAACGCAUCCGAGUACUACAAUCAUAUGCCAGAGCUGAAGCAGGCCAUUGACCAGAUCGCAGGAGGCUUCUUCAGCCCAAAACAGCCAGACCUCUUCAAGGAUAUUGUCAACAUGCUGAUGCACCACGAUAGGUAGAGAAACAAGAACAAGA
Molecule: messenger RNA, 2392 nt
Organism: Sinocyclocheilus rhinocerous
Lineage: Eukaryota; Metazoa; Chordata; Actinopteri; Cypriniformes; Cyprinidae
Gene: pygma
Product: phosphorylase, glycogen, muscle A
Exons: 18
Coding region: 61-2376 (771 amino acids)
Biological process (GO): glycogen catabolic process
Cellular component (GO): cytoplasm
Molecular function (GO): pyridoxal phosphate binding; glycogen phosphorylase activity
Source: RefSeq, a predicted model, not a curated record